Fusarium musae is the source of this 819-nucleotide messenger RNA. RefSeq lists its product as uncharacterized. The record is from RefSeq and is a predicted model, not a curated record. Lineage: Eukaryota; Fungi; Ascomycota; Sordariomycetes; Hypocreales; Nectriaceae. Gene Ontology annotation, cellular component: cytoplasm. Bases 1 to 819 code for a protein of 272 amino acids. The transcript has 2 exons. Gene Ontology annotation, molecular function: 5'-deoxynucleotidase activity.
AUGGGCUCACAACCGGAGAAGGAGAAUGGACGUGUAGAUCUUCGCCCUGAGGAAGUAAUUGGAGAUCUGGGUUUCACGCCCAUGGUCAAAGUCGCCGACCCAUGGACUGUUGACAAGGUGGUCAAGGAGAUUCCUGGUGGUGCGCCUACCGAAGAGUCGUCUUCGCCGCUCCCUUUCUUUCACAUGCUCGAACGACUCAAGACUACCAAGCGAGAAGGAUGGAGGCGAUUUGGUAUCUCUAGAGGAGAGUCUAUCGCCGACCACAUGUAUCGCAUGUCUCUAAUCUCCAUGUUUGCGCCUCCCUCUCUCGCCCCGAAGCUCGACCUUCCCAAGUGCAUGAAGAUGUGUCUUAUUCACGACAUGGCGGAGCUUCUUGUCGGCGACAUCACACCCGUCGACGGCGUUCCCAAGCCCGAGAAGAGCCGACGCGAAGCGGAGACAAUGGACUUUUUGACCAAGAACUUGCUACGAAAUGUCGCUGGCGGCACCACAGGGGAGGACAUCCGCGCUAUCUGGCAGGAAUACGAGGACUCCGAGACCUUGGACAGUCACUUUGUGCACGACGUGGACAAGAUGGAGCUUCUGCUGCAGAUGGUGGAGUAUGAGAAGCGCGGUGAGGGCAAGGUCGAUCUUGGCGAGUUUGCGUACGUCGCGACCAGGAUGACACUGCCGGAGAUGAAGGCAUGGGGCCAGGAGGUUCUCAAGGAGCGGGAGGCUUUCUGGGGAAGCAAGGAGCAUGUCCAUGGAGAGCAGGGCAUUAAUGGAGGUGUUACAACUGAGCGCAAGGGCCAGCAGGACAACUACUACAACAAGGACUAA